UCAUUUUUACGACUUCGCAAGGUGCAACGUGGAUUUAGCUCCAGCGUCUUCCAAUCUGCGUCCCUUCGCAGAGAGAGAGAGCAGAGAACGCCAUGGAGAAUCCAGGGCUGAAGAGAAUGGUCAGCAUGAGAGAGCAGAUCAAGGUCUCUCUCUAUUCUCACCGGAACGAUCUCGCUUACCUCCUUUCCAGUUGUCUUGAUCGUUGGAGUUUCUGCUUCAAGCAAGCUUGGCGGGAUUUGUACGAACUUUGUUCGAGAGAAGGUGAUCCUAUAAGAUGGCAGAUAUGCUGCUUCUGGUACUGUAUGAAUUGUAGUUGCUUCUGCGAGAUUUUGAGAAAGAUGAUGGCAUCGUGUUGCCAUCGAGGGCGAGCAAUUGAGGUGUUGGCUUCUAUCGCUAGGAUCGAUUCCGAGAGAAGAGUUUGGAAGAAGAGCUUGCUGAGGAUGAUAAGAGACUUGAUCGUUGGAAGCAGGAUAGGAGGAAGGAAAUAAACAUCCAGGGAAACAGGGGACUUGCUUAAUUUAUGCAUUAAAACUGCUGCUCUGGAUUUGGCUCGCGAGUGAAUUGGAGUUGAGCGAUGUUGGGUUGCUCUUUGUAAGAAAACUACGACUGGAAAAAUGGGGUUUUAGGAGUGUCGUCUUCAGGUUAGUGAAGUUUUACUUGCUAGGGUUGGUGCUUUGAUGAAGAUCAUGGAGGUUACCUUUUUCAUUUUUAUAAUCUUUUGAAGAACAGAGUAUGAAUCAUUGCCCAAGAAUAACAACGUGUGAGAUGGUCUAAAAGGGUAUGUAGAUCAAAGUAAGGGUAUUCUACAACCGCAUCAUCUGGUUGAUGAGCUUGAAAGCAUAAUUCCUAUUGAUGAUGGGCUAAAAAGCCUUAGUGAUGGAUCUUUCAAGGAUGUCUUGAGUUGCACGCAGGUGGAUAUAAUCUCUCUCCCCCCCCCCCCCCCUCACACCUCAAAGUGAUGUCCUCGUUUUUUUACUUCUUGAACAUGCAAAUGCGGAAGUUUCCAAUGUGCUUUCCAAUCUCUAAAAAUAAUCUGGGUUGAUGUACGGGAGUUGCUGUUAGUACUGAAUUUGAUAUGUUGCAGGAAUCUAUAGUUUUACCUCCAUAUGUUGCGAUGGCCAUCCGACCAAGGCCUGGAGUUUGGGAAUUUGUACUUUUUAACUUUCAUGAGCUUAAUGUGGAACAAUUGAAUAUAGCGGAGUAUUUGAAGUUCAAAGAACGCCUUGAGGAUGAAAGCUUUGAAGACAAUUACGUGCUGGAGUUGGACUUUGGACCAUUUAAUAGUUCAUUUCCUCGUCCAAGCCAGCCAUCAUGGAUUGGAAAUGGCGUACAAUUUCUUAACCGUCAUCUUUCAUCAAGAAUGUUUCAUGAUUCCACUUCCAUGGAGCCUUUGUUCGAUUUCCUUCAAGCACACAAGUAUAAAGGACAUGUGCUGUUGGUAACGGACAGAAUAAAGACCUUGGCCAGUCUUCAGUCAGCCCUCUCGAAGGCAGAGCAAUGUUUGUCUAAGUUUUCCUCUGAUGUACCAUUUUCUGUUUUUGAGUAUAAAUUUCAGGAACUGGGUUUAGCAAGAGGUUGGGGUAACACAGCUCAAUCAGUUUUGGAGAUGGUCCGAUUACUUUUGGAUAUACUACAAGCACCUGAUCCGUCAACUUUAGAGGCAUUUCUUGGAAGGAUCCCUAUGGUGUUUAAUGUUGUGAUCCUUUCUCCUCAUGGAUACUUCGGCCAAGCAAAUGUUCUAGGCCUGCCAGACACUGGUGGACAGGUUGUUUAUAUACUGCACCAAGUUCGCGCUUUAGAGACUGAGAUGAUUAGUAGAAUAAAAAAGCAAGGGCUGAAUGUUAGUCCGAAAAUACUUGUGGUGACUAGGUUGAUACCUGAUGCUAAAGGGACAACAUGUAGCCGACGUCUUGAAAAAAUAAGUGGAACUCAGCAUGCACAUAUUCUGCGGGUGCUUUUCAAAACAAAGAAUGGGAUUUUCCGGAAGUGGAUUUCAAUGUUUGAUGUGUGGCCUUACUUAGAGAAAUUUUCAGAGGAUGCAGCCAGUGAAAUUGCUGCAGAGUUGCAAGCUUCACCAGAUUUGAUUGUUGGCAACUACAGUGAUGGAAAUCUUGUGGCGUCUUUGCUAUCUCACAAACUAGGAGUUACACAGUGCACCAUUGCACAUGGUCUAGAGAAAACAAGGUAUCCAGAUUCAGAUAUAUAUUGGAGAAAAUAUGAUAACAGAUAUCACUUUUCUUGCCAAUAUACUGCUGAUCUAAUUGCCAUGAACAGUUCUGAUUUCAUUAUCACUAGCACAUUCCAGGAGAUUGCAGGAAGGAGAACCGGGAGAAAAGAGAAUGUGGUGCAGCCGUGGAAGUAGGAGUGUUUAGUCUAAACCAUGUGAAUUUUUGUGUUCUUUCUUCCUUGUUUUUAUCAUUCUUUGCUUGUGAUCCCUAGGUCGGUUAGAAUGGCAUCAGCUGUUGUCCUAGCAAAGUAUAGUUAAAUCUAUGUGUUUCGUCAGAUUCGUCUGUCACUCCUUGCACAUGAAUGGCACAUGUUUCUAGAAUGUGUAUGGUUUUCGUUAUGAAUGUUCCCUAUGAGUGGAAGUGAUUUCUUUACCACUGACGUGCAUAGAAUGUCAUUUUGUUGUUGAUAUCAAUACUGUAAAUGUAAGUUCCCUUCUUGUAUAUAAAACCUUUAAAAUGAUACUUUUCACUGA
Molecule: messenger RNA, 2701 nt
Organism: Nymphaea colorata (pocket water lily)
Lineage: Eukaryota; Viridiplantae; Streptophyta; Magnoliopsida; Nymphaeales; Nymphaeaceae
Product: sucrose synthase 4-like
Exons: 10
Coding region: 1076-2362 (428 amino acids)
Biological process (GO): sucrose metabolic process
Molecular function (GO): sucrose synthase activity
Source: RefSeq, a predicted model, not a curated record